This is a messenger RNA of Galleria mellonella (greater wax moth), 3195 nucleotides long. It is a transcript of the gene Fibp, whose product is annotated as acidic fibroblast growth factor intracellular-binding protein. The coding region runs from base 109 to 1182 and encodes 357 amino acids. Lineage: Eukaryota; Metazoa; Arthropoda; Insecta; Lepidoptera; Pyralidae. The transcript has 11 exons. Gene Ontology annotation, cellular component: nucleus. The record is from RefSeq and is a predicted model, not a curated record.
UAUACGUCAGUCAAGGUCGUUAUUGCAAUUACUCCAAUAUUUAUUUGUAUUUUAUUGUUAUUAAAAUAAAAUUAUAAGAAGAGAUCAAGUAAUAAAAAUCUUUAAGAAAUGUAUACAGAAGUGGACGUUUUCGUUAGUAAUUAUACUUUAAUUGAUCCUGAAAUAUACCAAUUAUGGAUUGAAGGAUGCUCUUCUAGUGAGGCGGUAUCUACAUUGCAUCAGCGAGCCAUCGCCAAGCAGACCGGCGCAUCUGUUGAACUGAUUGCUAGCGAUGUUCUUGAUCAUUACAGAACAUUUGCUCUCCUGGAGAGGCUCCUUACAGUGCCAUCAAAGCUAUCGGAACAGAUGAUCUUCCAAAUUGAUGAAGCUACCAAACAUAUGCUGAUUGAGAAAUAUUACGAGUUAGAUGACGCAGUCAUUAGGGAGUUACUGGGCCGGAAGCUGUCGUCCAGGCACAGGAAAGACUUGGAUGAGGUGUCUGAGCGGUCUGGGGCGCCGCUGCGCUGCUGCCGGCGGCAGUUCGACAACGUGCGCCGCGUGUUCAAGGCGGUCGAGGAGAUGCCCGGCAACGUGGUCGCCAACAUACGCACCACCUUCCUGCUCUCCGAGCCGCUGGCCAAAAAAUAUGGCGCGGUGGUGUUUAUAGCGUGCAUGCGCUUCGAGACGACUAAGCGGAAACUGCAGUAUUUGUCCUUCAACGACUUCUACCAUUGUGCUCAGGCGAUAAUGGUGAGCUGGACGUACAGCUGCACGGGCCCCGAGUACUACGACACGGAGAUGGACCGCGAGUUCCUGCUGGAGCUGCGCGAGCUCAGGAUCCUGCUCGACAAGGAGAAGGAGCACAAACAUUUAAUCUGCAUGAGACUAAAGCCGAAAUUAUUGGAGAAGUCGUAUCAAGAGUUGGAAUUGAACUUUAGGCUGUACACUCGAGCGCUGGUGGGGCUCGCUUGCAACCUGCACAGGGGACGCGAGCUGAGGUCACUCUUCAUUGAUUUGCUGGAAAGAUGCAUCGAACCCCUCAGAUUGGGCGGCUGGCCCAAAACUGAUUUGGCUCAGUUUUUGUGCGCGUACGAGCAGUGCGCGUUGCAAAUGGAUGUGUUGAGAGAGGCGGACCUGAAGAGUGUUUGGGAGCGGUAUAUGAGGGUCAUAGCUCAGUGUUUAAUAACUAUGUACCACGUGUGAACAUGAUUGUUUUUAUUUGUAAAUAUUUCGAAAAUUAGUUUAUUUGGUCCCUUUAGAGAAUUUACAUCGAGUCAGAAUACAAACGUCAGCUUAGGCGGCGUAAUCUGACGAUUACUGUUUUUGAAGUCGGUGAAUUAACUUCAAAAGUGUUCAGUGAGAAUUUUUGAGUGAAUAAUAAUGAGACAGCUGCUUAGUAGCGGAUCAGCACUGAUCUGUUUUAACCCUUAAAAGCCUGAUUUUUUUUUUAUCAAAUUAAAAAAUAUAUAAGUGUACCCUUUACUGUGUUUGCUUAUGGGGAAAAAUAGUAAAAAAAACUCAAAACGAUAUUUUUGUAUAUUUACUAGCUGACCCCGUAAACGUUGUUUUACCACUUAUUGCAAAAUAUAAAAAUCGCGAUUAAAAGACAGGGGUUGAUCGUAAAACGAUGAAAAUUUAAAGUUGUAUGUAUUUUUCAAUGCUAAAUUAUAAUAAAAUAAAAAUGGAAAAAUUUGUUAAAAAAAUAAAAAAAAUUAAAAAAAAAUUUGGGGUGGGUCACCCUUAUCAUUGAGGGGUAUGAAAAAUAGAUGUUGGCCGAUUCUCAGACCUACCCGAUAUGCACACAAAAUUUCAUAAAAAUCGGUAAAGCCGUUUCGGAGGAGUUUGGUAACAAACACUGUGACACGAGAAUUUUAUAUAUUAGAUUUUGAAAAAAACAUUUGGUGGUAACAUGUAAACAGUCAAAUAUUAAAAAAAAAUCGAUUGUAGGCGCCCAAUGCGAUUUAUAACCACGGUAUCAAAUUUGAAACUUCAGGUAUUUAAGGGUUAAGUUUGGAGGUAUUGAAUGACUCAUUGCAAUAGUGGGUAUUUGCAUUGCUCCGGUAGACAAGUGACAAACGAGUCCAUCUAUAGAAUUGUUAUCGCUGGCAUUCCCAUGAGACAGAACGAGAUGGCGAUAUCUGGUGACUUGUUCUUUUUCAUGCGAGCGCAGUAUAGUAUAGUGCCCGUAACACCGUCCUUGUCAAGGCGACGCUGUUCACUUACCAUCAGGUGGGCAGCUACCUCGUUGAGUAGUAUGCAGUAUUUGUAGUGUUUAUAAAAAAAUGCUUUAAUUUGUUUUGUAUUAUUAUUAUUAUUAUAAAGAUAUCGUGAACAUAUUAUUGAUUUUUUAUUUUUUCAAAUUAUGUUUCUAUGUGAGUGACUUGUCGAAUAAAAUUAUGUUUAAUCAUCUAAUAUUUUUAUGGUAUCUGAAAUAUGUUAAACAUAUAUUCGAAAAUAUUUCAAAAUACGCAACCGAGAAUUCUAAUAUGUUCAUAAUAUCAUGUACAGUGCUCGCCACGGAUCUUUAUGUUUGUGAAGUUAGCUGCGGAAUGAGUAUGCGCAUUCGUACAGACGCGAACAAAAAUGCCAUUGAUUUUUUAUUUAUUGAAUUAUGUAUCUACUGUGAAAUUUUUGUAAGAAAUUAAAGAAGUAUUUUUUUUUUAUUAUGAUGUAACACGAGAAUAAUAACAUAUGAACUAACCUAAUAUUACAAAAGUUAACACAAAAGUUCAAGAAGAAAUAUUAAUCUACAAAAAAAGACACUUAUAAUGAUAAACCACUAAAUAACUUCUGGACGCGACUGUAUUUUUAAUAGAAUGACAAGAUUUUGUAUCGUUAUUGAUUUGUUGCUAACUUCACAAAAACAAUAUCUCGUGGCGGGCACUGUAUUCGUUUUUUUUAAAUAGCUAUUGUGUGAAAAUAUGAGGACAGGUUUUCUAUCAUCUAAUAUUGUCACCCAUCACCCUGUUCAUAUGGUGGGGCUAUCCAUAAAUUACGUCAAAUGUUUUAAGGGUUCAACCAUAGAUUUAGUAGGUACCUGCGAUGUCAAAUAACAUCGUUUUACUGCCAACUGAAGGACUUAUGAAAGACAAUUACCAAUUUUAUCAGUUCAUGGACAUAAAAAAAAUAUAUGAAACACAUAACGUAAUUUAUGAAUUGUCCCUAUUUAUUUCUUUUGUAAAAAAUGUUUUUCCUAAAUAAAUUGUCUGUACUAAA